Vicia villosa (hairy vetch) is the source of this 528-nucleotide messenger RNA. Its product is annotated as protein FAR1-RELATED SEQUENCE 5-like. The transcript has a single exon. The record is from RefSeq and is a predicted model, not a curated record. NCBI's taxonomy places the organism in Eukaryota, Viridiplantae, Streptophyta, Magnoliopsida, Fabales, Fabaceae. The coding region runs from base 1 to 528 and encodes 175 amino acids.
AUGACAUCUACAAAUAUUGAUUGGAAGCUGAUGAUUGGUAUGGAAUUUGAUUCAUCAGAGGCACCUUUUCAAUUUUGGCUCGCAUACGGUGCACACAUUGGCUUUGGCGUUAGAAAACGUUACGUGAACAAGAAUAAAAAAACAGGUUCUAUAUCAUCAUGCCGAUUUGUUUGUUGCAAGGAAGGACUACGACAAGCAGACAAGAGAGAUGUGUUUGUUAGUAACCAUAGAGCUGAAACAAGAACUGAUUGCAAAGCAAGGAUUUCUACUGUAUUGAAGAAUGAAAAAUUUGUUAUUCAUGAAUUCAUAGAGGGUCAUAAUCACUCUUUGCAACAACCAGAGACCACACACAUGCUAGCAUCACAUAGAAAGAUAACUGAGGUCCAAGCAUAUGAAAUUGAUUUUGCUGAUAACUACGGAUUACGACAGAAGUCGACAUUUCAACUUAUGUGCACACAGGCGGGACAUAGUUCUAAUCUUGGAUAUACACGUUUGGAUAUAAAAAAUUAUCUCAAUGAAAGAAGAUAA